AUGAUUAUCGAAUUCAUCCGCAACCUCUCCGAAAAAAGCGCUGCUGAUACUGAAAUAUCCAGCGACCUGGAAAGAGACGGUAGCUACACAUAUCAUGAGCACUGUGAGAAAUGCAGCUCCGUGAGCAAGAGGAACGGCAUAUACGCCAGCUUGUGGAACAUUUUUGUUGCAAUUAGCUUCUGGCUGUUAGUGGCCCUCGUGCUAGGCAUCUGGCUCCGACAACACGCUGCAUCUUCACGGGCCUUGGUUCCCCAUAAUAUAGCUAGUCGACUGCGGACCACUCUGUUCAUGCCAGAUGAGCGUUUCAACCCUGGGAAUCAGACUGAGGCCAGCGAUGAGGCGUGGGCGGAGAUGCAUUUAAGGCUCGUGAUGAUUGAGAAAUCAGACUAUUACGGGCUCUCUCCUUCCAUUGGUGGAAAGGUAGAAGGCAGCCGGGUAUAUGCGGUCGCGGCUUUCCAUCAACUGCAUUGCUUGUGA
Messenger RNA from Akanthomyces muscarius, 477 nucleotides. RefSeq lists its product as uncharacterized. The coding region runs from base 1 to 477 and encodes 158 amino acids. Lineage: Eukaryota; Fungi; Ascomycota; Sordariomycetes; Hypocreales; Cordycipitaceae. The transcript has 4 exons. Gene Ontology annotation, biological process: mycotoxin biosynthetic process. The record is from RefSeq and is a predicted model, not a curated record.